This is a messenger RNA of Lactuca virosa, 1753 nucleotides long. The record is from the annotation of a GenBank genome assembly. NCBI's taxonomy places the organism in Eukaryota, Viridiplantae, Streptophyta, Magnoliopsida, Asterales, Asteraceae.
CAAUGCUUCCUCUCCAUACCUGUUAUCAUAAAAACCUUGCCGAUAAUUACCUCACUCUCUAAAUUGGGGUUUCGAUGUUAUUUUCGGAAGAAACCCACUUCAAUUUGUGAAUAAGUCAUCCAGUUGAUGGUAUUUCAGCUAUGGUUGUUGACGACUCAUCUUCUUCACCUAGCUUCCGUGAGCUUGACGAUGUCUUCUUACAGUCUCAAGCAAGAAUAUGGCUUUCAGAAGUGCUGCACACAAGAUUUGAUGAACAAAUAAGCAUAUGUGAUCUACUUUCUGACGGCGAGCUGCUAUUUGAAGUUUCAAAACAAUUAUGGAAUAUGUUGCUUGUUAAAUAUAUGGAGCUCAAAAAUAUUAAAGCUCGUAUGUUUAUACCAGUUGAUACAAGGAAAAGCAGUGGGAGAUAUAGACCUUACUCAAACGUUGAUUCAUUUUUGAAGGUAUGCAAAGUUAUGGGAUUGAGUGGUGUGGAUCUUUUCUCCCCAUCUGAUGUUGUGGAGAAGAGGGACACUAGGAAAGUAUGUAUAUGUAUACGAUCUCUAUCAAAGAAAGCUAGGUCUAAGCGAUUAGAUGUUCCCGACUUUGACAUUGUCACCAAAACAGUAGCCAUGUCCACAGAAGCAAUUAGAUGCAUCAGAAGAAGUUUGGAAUCAUGCACAUCCAGUGAUACUCAUGGAAGAAGUAAACAUGCAAGAUUGAAAUUUAGGCAGAAAAGUUCCUUUGUAUCACAUCAACAAGAGGAUGAAUUAUCAUGUCUUGAAGAAUCCGAUGAGGCAAAAAGCAGUUUCUCCGACACUCCAUACGCAGAUUUUCUAUAUUUAGAUUCGGGAGACUCACCAGAUAUAAUCGAUAAAUACACACCGACUCAUGAUGAGUUUGACUUUGACUUUGACUUUGACUUCGAUGCCAAUUCUGAGCCAGAUGAUCAUACUACUUCGAUUCCGUCCACUCUCGACGGGAAGGUGUCGGUUUCAUGUAAUCUCGAGUCUCGGUUUGAAGAAGCAACAGUACAAAAUUUGGAAUUUUCCGCAAGGGCUUUUUCACCGUGUUGGGAUGAUGCGAAAUCGGAUUGCUCAGUGGAUCGAGAUAUCGAAGCACAGAAUCGAAUUUGUGGGACCCACGAAGAUUUGGGAGAUUCGUUGGUGUUGAUGAAGGAUGACAUCACAAAUGUUGCAGAAAGUAUUCAAGAAAUAGGGGAUGAUGACAAUGCGAAGAAAGAAGAUAACCAACUAUGCACUAAAGGAAACAUCGGUGUUCAUUUCUAUUCUGAAGAUGAAACUAAAGCUGAUAGCAAGGAAGAAAGAAAAGAUGAGGGUAUCAACUGUUUGGCAGAAGCAAAUGAAAAGAGAAUAGUCAACACAGAGAAAAAGUCAACCUAUAUUGCACCACUGCUGAAAACCGUUGCUAAAGGCACAGCCGUUAUUGGCAUUUUGUUUUUGCUUCACCUCAGGAUUAGGAGUGAUGGAAAUACAAACAACAAAUCCAAUAUAGUAGGGUUGUCAAGAAGGAAAGGAGAAAAGGGAAACAAGAUAUAUCCAGUUGACAAGUUCAAAUUUGGGGAUUAGAUUGUCGAAAGUCUUUAUGUUAUAAACAAAAAGGGCAUACACUAGUCAUGGGUGUCCCCACCACACGCAACAUACCAAAUGUUAAACAUAAGAAAGCCUUCGGAUGCAUCAAGAUGGGGGGCAUAUAUAUAGCAUAUACUACAUUUAAAUACAAAAUGGAAUCACAUUAAGGUAUUGUAUCUUGG